GAAACUCUCUCUUGCUUGCCUCAUACCUUGUCGACGCCGUGCUACAGGUUAAACAUGUCUCGUCGUACAGCAACAAUCGAAGAAUUCGACGAUGAUACUGACCUCCCGCUCCCAUCGCGUCCCCUCAAUACUGGGCCGCGUGGACCCCUACUCGAAGAGAUAGGGCAUUCCGACGAGGAGGUCAGUGAGUCUGAAUCAGACGAUAUGUCUGCACCAGGCCAAGGAUCACAAUCACAAUCAUCAUUUCACGCUCCAACAUCGUCUGGUCAAUCGCAAGGUCAACCAUCCAAUACCAAUACCGUCACCGACAUCACGCCUUAUAAGACAUGGACGUGCAUCUACCCUAUCUAUAUCGACGCGAAACGGCCAUAUGGAACCGGUGAGCGCCGGAUAGCGCGCGAAAAGAGCGUUUGGUGGCCUUUGAGUAAGGAUAUCGCAGAUGCGACCAGCCGGCUUGGAUUAGGAACCUUGCACGAAGUGCAGAAGUCGCAUCCUAGGGACUGGGAAAACCCAGGUCGUGUACGCGUGCAGUGGAAGAAAGAUGGGCGGCUGAUGAACCCCGCGAUUAAAACGAAAAAACAACUCCUGGAGAUGAUAUCUUUCCAGAUCCAACGGAUAAAACAAGACAAUAUUCCCCGCCCACCAUACGUAAUGACCCCGCCCCCGGUUUCCGCAGCUCAGCCAGCGAUCAAGCCUCCUACGUCUGCGAAAGGCAAGCAGAAGUCCAAAGCGGGUUCUGGUGUGGCUGUGCAGCUUUCAAAGUCAAGUCAACAGCGCUUGCCUACACCUCCACAACCUCUACCAGCUCUGGCAAGCCGAGUAUCUCCUUACUCACCAGCUUUGCCCACGGGAAUGCUCAUCGAGACCGUGAAAGCUGGCAUGAGUGCACAAGAGCCGGGUGUGGGAGCUGCUCCUGGUCAGCCGGGUGUCCAAAAAGGUAAACGGAAGGUUCUCAGAGUUAGGGGGUGAUUAGGACUCGGGUACGGUGCAAACUUGAUGUACGAAAAUACUUGGAAAUACUCACGGAUCAUCGAACUUCGGUGGUGAAUUUCCAACGCACUAAGUUGUUUCAGAUCCGAGUGGUACAUUCGGACUCGUUCAUUGUCCGUACUUCCCGCAGGAGGCCAAUCGCUAUAACUUUAUGCUAUGCGUAUAUUUCGCUUAUUUUUGUUACAUCGCCUCCGGUCUCCGGCCAGCUGCUUCGCCAGCGUUUAAAAUUAAAGCAUCUUACAUGCUUUAGUAGUCCAAGGCGCUUGGGGCAAGUGCUGCGGAGCUAGACCCCUAAUUGCCUUGAGGCAUGUGGAUCACCCGCAUCCUCUGCAUGCUUGAAGAACGUGGAUGUAAUAUUGGUAGUCCAGACUGCGGCGACUGGAUGGCGAAUUGCUGGUCCGAAAU
Messenger RNA from Suillus clintonianus, 1395 nucleotides. Its product is annotated as signal recognition particle, SRP19 subunit. The coding region runs from base 55 to 969 and encodes 304 amino acids. Gene Ontology annotation, biological process: SRP-dependent cotranslational protein targeting to membrane, signal sequence recognition; SRP-dependent cotranslational protein targeting to membrane. Gene Ontology annotation, molecular function: 7S RNA binding. The transcript is spliced from 4 exons. Gene Ontology annotation, cellular component: signal recognition particle, endoplasmic reticulum targeting. NCBI's taxonomy places the organism in Eukaryota, Fungi, Basidiomycota, Agaricomycetes, Boletales, Suillaceae. The record is from RefSeq and is a predicted model, not a curated record.